UUAAUAAAUUUGGCGGUACUAAAGAAUAGCAUAAAUCUUUGAUUAAUUUAGAAUAAAAAUAUUAAUUAAAAUGGCUAAUUUUAAAUAAUUUGCAAUGACUUUUGUGCUCAUUAUGGUUAUAAGUCAGAUCAGAGUAGUUUUUACUACAAAAUAUUGACUUCCGUCAGUACAGGAAAAGGAAGUGGUAUGAGAGCUCACAGUAGCAGACACAGUGUCGUGUUCAGCCCUCAGUGGCUGUGGAGCUCGGACGACAAUUACUGCUUGCCUCCCGUACUGGGGACACUGAACUAAUAAUGGAACUGAUGGCCAAAGGAGCACCAUUUGCCACAGACUGGAUGGGAACCUCUCCAUUGCACUUUGCUGCGUCUAAUAACCAUGAGGAAACUUGUGCUGUGUUACUAAGAGCAGGUGUCAGCAGAGAUGCCAGGACUAAAGUGGAAAGAACUCCGCUACACAUGGCAGCAUAUGCAGGGCAUGCUGGGGUUAUCACAUUGUUGCUGUCACAUGGAGCUUUGGUGGAUUGUCGGGACAUGCUGGAGAUGACCCCGCUGCACUGGGCUAGCGUGCGCGGACACGAAGACGCGGCGCGCGCUCUGCUUCAGGCGGGCGCCGACCCGCGCGUUCUCUGCAGGUUUCGCAAGUCGCCGGCCGCUCUCGCUGCCCGUCAUGGACACACGGAGCUGAUGCAGCUACUCACCGACGCCGAGCGCUCUGCGGAGCAGUUGGUGGAUGAGAACGAUCCGAUGAAUAUUAAAGAGGACAUUUCUACAGUAGAAAUGAUACCAGAAAUCAAGGUUUCUGAAGAGACAAAAGAAGACGAAGCACCUGCUGCAGCAAGUACAACAACAGAGACGGCGGAAGAGGUUCGCUGUGGGGCCUCCAGCGAGCCGGCUGAGCAGUUGCUGCGGCGGCACGGCAUCACGCUGCUGCCGCGCGACACCGGCAGUACGGUGCUGUCCGCGCUGCAGAGCGGUCGCACCGUGCUGCUCUCAGACGCGGGAAAGCUGAUGCUGAAGGAGAGCUGCGAGGUGGCUGCGACGGCCCCACCCCCCCCUGCCGCGCCCCCCACCUAUCAGCAAGUGAAGAUCGUUCAGCUGCCUGGUUCCAAUAAACCAGUGGUGUCGACCGGCAAGCGAAGGAUCGUGAGCCGUGUGGGUAAAGUAGGGGGGAGCGCGGCACAACCGGUGCGGAUUGUACUCAACAAGGAGAACUUUAAUAAACUGCUGUUGUCCGGCAAGAAUACCGUCACCACCGUAAUACGAAACGGAAACUAUGUUUCGGCUGUGAAGCCGGUCACGGUGAAGACCGAGCAGCCGUCGCCGGGGAGCGUGGGGGGCGGGGCAAUGGGCGGGGCCUCAGGUGAGUGCGGGCGGUGCGCGGGGCUCCGGGCGGCGCUAGGCGCGGCGAGGGCCUCCGUACAGUCGCUGAGGCACCAGCUGGCUCGCUGCCGGGAGCGACUGGCGCUGUACGAGGACACCUAG
Messenger RNA from Leptidea sinapis, 1481 nucleotides. RefSeq names its product GA-binding protein subunit beta-2 (gene Atac3). Gene Ontology annotation, cellular component: nucleus. Gene Ontology annotation, biological process: positive regulation of transcription by RNA polymerase II. Gene Ontology annotation, molecular function: protein binding; transcription cis-regulatory region binding. The record is from RefSeq and is a predicted model, not a curated record. Lineage: Eukaryota; Metazoa; Arthropoda; Insecta; Lepidoptera; Pieridae. The transcript is spliced from 9 exons. The coding region runs from base 294 to 1481 and encodes 395 amino acids.